AUAAGAAAAAACACACUCCCUCUGCUCUUUCCUGAGGAAGAAGGACCAGGCACUGUUGCUCUCCUCCUGGGCUCAGGGUGCACAUCCCCAGGCCAGGAGGUCUGGCUCCGAGCUCCACCAUGGCUGCCACCACCUCCCCUCUGCCAGUCACCACCCAAGUUGCCAGUUCCGAGAACAGCAGCUCCUUCUAUGACUAUGAGUACUACCUGGACGAGCUGGACUUCAUGAUCUGUAGGAAGGAUGAGGUGCUGUCCUUCGGCAAAAUAUUCCUGCCCAUCUUCUAUAGCCUUAUCUUCGUGCUGGGCCUGGGCGGAAACUUACUUCUCCUCAUCAUCUUGCUCCGCUAUGUGCCUCGAAGGCGGAUGACCGAGGUCUACCUGAUGAACCUGGCCAUCUCCAACCUCCUGUUUGUGGUGACGCUGCCCUUCUGGGGCACCUCUGUAGCCUGGCAUUGGGUCUUUGGCAAUUUCUUGUGCAAGAUGGUAAGCACCCUCUACACCAUUAACUUCUACAGUGGCAUCUUCUUCAUUAGCUGCAUGAGCCGGGACAAGUACCUGGAGAUUGUUCACGCUCAGCCCCACCACAGGCUGAGGACCCGGGCUAAGAGCCUGCUCCUUGCUGCCAUGGUGUGGGCUGUGGCCCUGGUUGUCUCCAUCCCAGACAUGGUCUUUGUGCGGACACACGAAUACCCCACAGGUGUGUGGAGCUGUUAUCCGGAUUUCGGAGGGCACGCGACCACCUGGAAGCUCUUCCUCCGCUGCCAGCAGAGCCUCCUGGGGUUCCUCCUUCCACUCUUUGUCAUGAUCUUCUUCUACUCCCGAAUUGGCUGUGUCCUGAUCAGGCUGAAGCCCCCAGGCCAGGGCCGGGCUCUGAGGAUCACGAUCGCCCUCGUGGUGGCCUUCUUCGUGCUCUGGUUCCCGUACAACCUCACCUUGUUUCUGCACUCACUGCUGGACCUGCAAGUCUUUGGGGACUGCAAGGUCAGCCAGCACCUGGACUAUGCACUGCAGGUGACCGAGAGCAUUGCCUUCCUGCACUGCUGUUUCACCCCUGUCCUCUACGCCUUCUCCAGUCGCCGCUUCCGCUGGUACCUGAAGGCUCUUCUGGCCACCGUGCUCAGAUGGCAGCGGACAUCUGGCCCUGCCCACGCCCCACAACCCAGCUGUUCCGAGAGCAGCAUGCUCACUGGCCAAGAAGAAAUGACCACUAUACAUGAACUUGGGGAGAGGCAGGCAGGGAGCUCCCCCAACAAGGGGGAGGCGGGGUAAAAUUAAGCCUCCACACUCUCUUGCCUGAAUUGCUGCAAGGGUUUCCCAACUCACCUCUGCUUCCUAUUAUUUUGCUCUGGUAUCACCUAGUCCGCACCCAGCAGCCAGAGUGCUCCCAUCACUCCCAUGUCCCUCAGAGCAGCCCAAGCUGCUCUCCUUCCCUGUAUCUGAGCUGGGAAUACACUGUCUAGGGACCACAUUUGCAGGCUCGAUGAUGGCUCCAGGAUCUGGCAGGCAGGAGGGGCGAAAUGUGUUCUGCCCAGAAAUAUUUGAAUCUGCAGGUGGGAGGCAGACUAAAUACAUAUGCUGGGAGGUCCCGGGGGAUAUUUCCCCUUCUGCCUGCCAUGCCUUCUCUCAGGAGCCAUUAGGGAUCCCUGGGACCUGCACCAUUAAGUCCAAAAUCUUGGUUUAACUUCAGCGGUGGGAUUUCCCAUGGUCCCAUUCCACCCUUACACUCCUCCACUGAACUCGCUUUUCAGUUCCUGGAUGCCAGAGACCCCGUGGUUUCUUCUGCACAUCCCCACUUCCCCGCUAGCUCUUGCUGGCUGCCUCUUGUAGCAGGUAUCGCUCUGUAGCCAGGCAUCCCUCACCCUUACUUUGUAGUCGAAUCCCACUCAUUCUGAGAAAUUACUGCUUGGUCCCUUGGCCCUGUGCUUUGGUGGAGGCUGGGGGGAGCACCGGACUUCAGUUAUCCUUGCACAGUGCUGCAUUCAGGGAUGGGCAGGUAACCCAGGCCGAGCUUGUGAAAAGUAGUGUGACUAGCACAUGCUAGAACAGAAGCAUGAAGCUGAAGCCAAGAAUAUCAACCCGAAAUUCAGUAGAUAACAGUUCAGUGAGUGGGAGGAGCCAGGAGGCAAUGUUGGACCCCAGAAUCAAGGCGGGCUGAGCUCCUCCUGAACUUGACAGUUAAAUGAACCAAUAAUGAUGUUUUGUUACUUGCAUUCUAAGGAUUUCUGACUGAUAUGCUCUGCCUGGAUGCUUCCCUUUCAUGUCUGCAGUGGCUGGCAUCCUCCCAGCCCACUGACACACCCUCUGAAAAAUCUUUGCCCAUGGAGCAUUUGUCCAACUGGACAUCUCUCCUUCCUGAGCUCCUGAAGUACUCACUGCUUUCUCCAACCUCACAGAACCACCUGGCACAAGCUGUCUUCAUCUUGCCAACAUCUCUCCCAUAAAACCUAGCACAGAAGCUGGCAGGAGGCAGUGUUCAGUGGAUGGAAGGACAGGUUGAGUGAAUGUAAGCUCCAGGAGAGCUGGGACCUUGCCGUAAAAUCUGCACCUCAUGCUUAAACCAGCGCACUGCCUGUCAUGGGUGCUCCCUUGAUGAUUUUGCUUUUGAGGGAGAGGCUGGACAGAGAACUGAGCAGGCAGCCAGCAUUCUGCCCACUCUGCCUUCUUUUCCUUCCUCUGAGCUCCACAUGGUCUAGCCACAGCCUCUGUGGUGAGGAGGGCCAUCCUGAUGUUGCCAGAGUUGCCCUCAGGGCUUUUUCACUCUGCCUUCCCCAGCCCUACCCCUCUCCCCAAGACCCCACACUCCCCAGUGUCAGGAAGGAGCAAACUGAUCUCCUGGGGAAUGAAGCUCUGGAUAUGAAGUUGAUGAUUGGUUUGAGGCCGUGAUGUCUUACUUUAAAG
Messenger RNA from Talpa occidentalis (Iberian mole), 2897 nucleotides. It is a transcript of the gene ACKR2, whose product is annotated as atypical chemokine receptor 2. Bases 120 to 1268 code for a protein of 382 amino acids. Gene Ontology annotation, biological process: chemotaxis; G protein-coupled receptor signaling pathway; immune response. The transcript has 2 exons. Gene Ontology annotation, cellular component: membrane. Gene Ontology annotation, molecular function: chemokine receptor activity. The record is from RefSeq and is a predicted model, not a curated record. NCBI's taxonomy places the organism in Eukaryota, Metazoa, Chordata, Mammalia, Eulipotyphla, Talpidae.